AUGAUAAUUUAUCUUAUAUUGUUGCCUUAUUAAUUAACAUAAGCAAAUUGGAAUAUUCAAAUCUAAUAUUCUACAUUAUGUACUUGUAAAUAAAUAAAUCAACCUUAUUUAUGUAGUUCAAGUCAAUUUUGUUAACUUGAUUUGGAUUUUGAAUGCACAGAAGUGCUUAAUUAUAAUUGUUCAUAUUUUAAUGAAUAGACAGUUCUUUAUUUAUGUUCUUAAUUAGAUAGAUGUUUUUUAAAAGAUGAUAAAUGUGUAGAAUUGAAUAAUUGUACAGAAUUAACAGGUUUAACAGAUUAAGAAUGUUAUUAAAAAUCUAAUAGAUGUGGUACAUCAUUAAAUAAUGUUUGUUAAUUAACAUAAUGUAAAAGUUAUUUGAAUGAAAAUGACUGCAACAAAUCUUUAUUUAAUAUACGUUUUGAUAAUGUUGGAUAUGGAAAUGUUUGUUAUUGGAAUAAUCUAAUUUAAUAAUGUGAAAAUUUAUUAUGUGAAAAUGUAUCAGUAGAUUAGUGUUAAUAAUAUACAAAUUUAUGUUAAAUUGUAAAUAAUUUAUGUACAUGGGCAACUUGUCCAAAUUCAUCAAUUGAGAAUUGUAAUUUUGUAUGGGAAGGUUCAUAAAGAAAUGCAAUAUAACCAUGUGUAUUAAUUAAUGGAAUAUGUUAAAAUGCAAAUGGUCCAUAAGAUUUAAAUGCCAAAGAUUGCACUUAAAAUACACUAUAUACUUAUAUUUAUACAUCUGAAAAUAAUUGUUAGUCAUGCCAAUAUUCAAAUCAACUUUAUAUGUAAAUAUUACUAUUCAUCAUAUUAUUAUAUUAUUGA
This is a messenger RNA of Paramecium pentaurelia, 819 nucleotides long. The record is from the annotation of a GenBank genome assembly. Lineage: Eukaryota; Ciliophora; Oligohymenophorea; Peniculida; Parameciidae.